This is a messenger RNA of Oryza sativa Japonica Group (Japanese rice), 1553 nucleotides long. The record is from RefSeq and is a predicted model, not a curated record. NCBI's taxonomy places the organism in Eukaryota, Viridiplantae, Streptophyta, Magnoliopsida, Poales, Poaceae.
CUCUCUCUCUCGUUCCUCCUGGAUCGAUUCCAUCGCCCCGUCGCCUCUCUCUCUCGCGUUUCUCUCCAUCGCUCCCUCACCCCCUCCCGGAUCGAUUCCGUCGAAGCGGCGGCGUCCAGAUGAGCGACCCUUCGAAGCUUCCGACUCCCUCCCUACUGCCGUCGUGCUCCUCCCCACACAUCUCUCCCCGCUCCACGCCGCUCCCCCUCACUUCCGCAACUCCCUGCGGAGUUCCCCAUCCACCAGGAUGCGGGCGCUUCGAUACAGCGGGGGAGGGUUGCGAGCGGUUAGAUCCGAUGCCGGAGGCGGCUCCUUUCGAAGGAUUUGCCUCGAUGGCAGAGUUCGAGGCAGCGGCGGAACAGUUUAGGGUUUUCAUUCAAGAGACGAAAGCCAAGGCGGAGGAGGCGUAUCAGCUUGCGGUUUUGAUCCAAAAGGCGGCGGCGGGAGGGGGCUCAGAUGUGGCAGCGGCCUUGGAGGUUUGCAAGAAGGCGGCGGAGGCAACGGCGGCGGGUGGAGCCAGUUCAGAUGCGGCAGCGACAUCGGAGAUUUGCAAGGCGGCAGAUGUGAUGGUCAAGGAGGUGGCGGCGCGCGCGGAUCUGAUACAGGAGGGGUCGGCGGAGGAGGAGGCUUACCGACCUCCUGUUCUGAUUCCGGUGGCAACAGCUAGGGACUUUGGCGGCAGUAUGCGUGGAUUGACUCAAAGGACUAUGUUGGGAGAUGAUAGCGACCACAUGGCCAUGUUCGAGAAGAAGGCAAGCGUCACGCAAACUGACAUGAAGGAGAAGAGGGGAAAAGCUAAAGAUGUUAGCAUCGACGAGGACAAGUCAAGCGAUGAUGAUGUUGAUAUGGUCAUUGGGGGAUAUGCGCAAGAUCCAUACGAUGAUAGCGGCCUAGAAGAACUCCUACAAGACCAAGACGCACUGGAAAAAUCGAUGUUCCUCAUAGGCAUCAGAGUUAACAUCAAAAGGAAAGCCAUGUUGGUUGUGACCUCCAUAAAUUUGCAGAAUUUCAUCCAUGGCAUCGGCACCGUCUACAAUAACAAUUACCAUUACAACAUCAGCAAAGGAGAUUAUCAUAUCUGAAAACCACAAUCAAGGUCACCUGGAUGGUUAUGGUUGGCACCUCCCUGUACAUCACCUCCAAGUUGAUCCUCCUCUUGACCAACAUGCAUUUCAACUUCUGUAGCCACUGGUUCAUUAAGGUCAGGCACAUCAUGCUCAUCUCCCUCAUCUGCCACUGGUUCAUUAAGACUCAUGAAGUGAUAAGUUGGGAGGGAAACUUGUGAGAAUGGUUCAUUUUGAGCUUUUAUAGGGUAUCUUGUGCUGGGGUGUGCUCAAAUUUGUAUUUCUUGCCGCCAAGCAAUGGUGUUGUUUGAUUCAAAUUAGUUGGCGCGCUGGAUUAGUGGCCUGUACAGAUAUUUGGUGCCCAUGAUUGGUGUACUACUUGUACUACUCUACUCAAGUUGGCUGCAGAUAUUCAACUUGUAUUAUUAUUUUAUUUGUAACUAAUGAUUGGAUGUACUUGUAUUGAGGGCAUUGUUGUCUUUUGUCACU